This is a messenger RNA of Pristis pectinata (smalltooth sawfish), 8921 nucleotides long. It is a transcript of the gene uvrag, whose product is annotated as UV radiation resistance associated gene. Gene Ontology annotation, molecular function: SNARE binding. Lineage: Eukaryota; Metazoa; Chordata; Chondrichthyes; Rhinopristiformes; Pristidae. Gene Ontology annotation, cellular component: endosome; lytic vacuole. Gene Ontology annotation, biological process: SNARE complex assembly. The transcript is spliced from 15 exons. Bases 269 to 2308 code for a protein of 679 amino acids. The record is from RefSeq and is a predicted model, not a curated record.
AGCCAAUCAGAAGGCGCGGAGCGGCGGGGACGGCGAGGGGGGGGGUCAGUGCGCAGGCGCCGGGGGCCGGAGCGGUUGGCCGGUGGAGGAGGAGGGUUUCGGGUUGUUGUUGUUUUGGCGGCGGUGGCGAGGGUGGCCGUGUGGCGGGUGAUUCUCGGCGGCUGGGGAGAGCGGCAGGCAGGGCGAGGGGAAGGGAGCACGUCUGAGGGAGACGGUCGAUCCCCGCGCCGAUGCGAAGCGGAGCCCGGGCUGUGCGGCGGCCACGGCCAUGAACCCCAGGAAUGUCGGCUCAUCCCGGGCGGUGCACGUCGAGUUAACCUCGCAGCAGCGGCGACUUCGACAUCUGCGAAGUAUUGCAGCACGAAAUAUAGUUAACAAGAAUGGUUCCCAUCUUCUGGACACAUACUUCAGCCUACAUCUGUGUGAUGAUAAAAAGAUCUUUAAAGCAUUUUACACCAGUGAGGUCGUAAAGGAUUCUUUGAAUCCAACGUGGAGGAGUCUAGACUUUGGCUUGAUGCCAGAUCGCCUUGAUACUUCAGUUUCGUGUUUCCUGGUGAGGAUCUGGGGAGGAAAGAAGGGACAAUAUCAUCCAAUUAUUGAAUGGCGAGUGAAUCUUGAUGGACUCAAAUACUUGGGUCAGCAGAUUCGGGCACGUAAUCCAAAUGAGGUAAUAUUUGGAUUGAAUGAUGGUUACUAUGGAACCCCCUUUGAUCAUAAGGAUCUCACUGAGAAGAAGAGGACCAGCCUUCUGCAAGUGGACCAGAGUUCUGUGAGGAACUCCUACAGUGUCUUCUCGCUGCUCAGACUUCACACUGCCCAACGUGCAAUAAAACAGACUCAGGUAACCGUUCAAAGAGUAGGCAAGGAAAUUGAGGAGAAGUUGCGAUUAACAGCGUCAACAACAAAAUUGAAAAAGGAACGGGAGCGUUUACAGCUGAAGAUCUUAGUGCUUCGGAAUGAACUCGAGAGACAGGAGAAAGCGCUGGGGCGAGAGCUGGAAAUGUUGCAAAAGGAGCUGCUUGCAUUUCAGGACAAAGAAAAAGUGUUCGCGAGUAAACGACGUUGCUUACAAGUGGAGGACUCGUCUAUGAAUGAAGAAAGGAAAGGGUGUAUAGCAAAAAGAGAGAUGUUCCUGAAGACCAAUGCUCAGCUGAACAUUCGGUGUCGGCAACUGCUGUCAGAACUAUCUUACAUUUACCCUGUUGAAGUGAAUGAUCAGAAGGAUUAUUUCAUGUGUGGAGUAAAGCUACCAAAUUCAGAAGACUUCCAAGCUAAGGAUGAAGGGAGCAUUGCUGUCGCCUUGGGUUACACCGCACAUCUGGUGCUCAUGAUUUCCUAUUUCCUGCAAGUGCCACUCAGGUAUCCGAUUAUCCAGAAGGGUUCCAGGUCCACAAUCAAGGACAACAUCACGGACAAGCUUUCUGAAAAGGAGCGAGAGUUCCCUCUGUAUCCAAGAGGAGGAGAGAAGUUUCAGUUUGAAUAUGGAGUUUAUCUACUAAACAAAAAUAUCGCACAGCUAAGAUACCAGCAUGGCAUGUCCACACCAGAUCUCCGACAGACACUGCCUAACCUGAAAAGCUUCAUGGAACAAGGGCUAAUGGUACGAUGUGACCGGCCUCUCUCCAGUGCCAUUCCCGUACCUCGGAGGCAAACAACCACCUCGUCUGCAGGCUUGGAUGUGCAUGCUCAGAGCAUUGGAAUUUCUUCUCCAGACACAGCUUGGAGGCAGUCACGAGGGAGCUCAGAAGAAGAUCUGCCUCCAAGCUACAAUGCCGCAGUGCGUCGUGCUAUAACCGUUGAGGCACCGUCGGGGGACGCGUGCAAAGUGCGCACCUCUUCGAUGCUGGAAGUGCCCAACAGCUCCUUCAAAGAGGAGAAGGCAGUGUGCAACAGCUUUAAAAAUGGAGUGCACGGCAACGAAAAUGGCAUCGUUUAUGAAGCGGCCCAGUCACAAGCAGUUGCCGCUGAGCUCCCAUCUGAGGUAAAUGGGAUGACUUUGCCCAGCACACACGCAGGUAGGUCCAGUAGCCCGCACUCAGGUGACUUUGGCCACCCCAAGGGUGGAGGUGUCUUCUGCUCUGUGGAGCGGGCUGAGGAGAUCAUAGGAAUGGAAGCCACGGGCUUCAGUUCGGACGAGCAACUGGAAGGGUUCUGCAUUCCCGUUGACCAUGCCGUGGCUGUGGAGAGUGAUGACCAGGUUCUGGGGGAGCUCGACACAGAAGGGUUUGAGGAAUUCUCCAGGAGGAUCUGUGCACUGAACGAGAAUGUCUCGAGCUUCCGACGACAUCGCAAAGGCUCAGAAAAGUGAGACCCUCUGGUCAAGGCAAAGCAUAGACCUGUGAACCGAAAUGGGAGACCAAGUUGCACUUUGUGAGACAGUUUGCAGAUAUGAGAUUAUGGGCGUUGCAUUUCUAAUGGAGAGACUGAGAGAAAACAAAAGAAUCAAUACCUGGAGACUGGGAGAUGGGGCAGAGCAAAUACAUCUAGAUCCAUGGCUUUGCAGAUUGACUUCAUGCUAUCCAUGGCUGCAUGUUUGUAUCAACCAGCCUUUGUAUGCAAAUAAACUUGUAAGCUGCCCAACCUUUUCAACUAAACAGGAGUCAGUCAAUUGGUCACCCCUUUCCCAAUGAACCCAGGACUUUAUUUCUGUGACUGAGAGGAGCAAGGAGCAUGAUGUGGAAGUGUAUGGGAUCUGGCCUUCAGGGGCAUUAACAUUGUCCAACCAGCACAGCACCUAUUCUUCAGUGAAAACCACUUUCAUGCUGAAAACCCGUCAACCAUCAAGAAAUGACAACUCGCUGUGUUUGCCAAGUAAAUUACGUGCAAUGAUACCAAGCAGAAUUGCUUUGAAACGAAGCAAAACUUCUGAACCCCUGAAGAUCCUCAAAGAUGGAAACUUGCUACAGCCCUCUGAGGUUCUGCAGAGUAACUUGUGGUUCAGGUUUAGUUUAUCCUUUUCAAUAGAACUAACUAAAGGUAAUUGGAAAAUGAGUUUAAAAAAAAAUCAGUUGGUAGAAACCACUUUGAGAACGAUUCCUCUGAGAAACUGAAAGCAUCAAGGAAAUAUAGUUUUAAUUUAAUUCGCCGAAUAUUGCUUGCCUACAUUUGCUAUAUUUUGCCUACACAUUGUACAGUCUCAGGUAUCGUUGAGCUGUUUUGAUAAUUGUCUGAACCCUUCCCCUUCACAGCCCGAGAGCUGCCCAGAAACUGAAUACAGGAAAGUGCAUGAAAUGCCCCUUUGCAGUUGAUGAUAAAGGCUGUGGGUGUGUAAUGUUCACUUGUUUGCUGAUUUAAUUGCCGUGAGCUGUUCAUUUUCUUUCCCUUGUUUUUCCCACACAAAAAAAAUUAAAUUGCUUCUGAAUCUAACCUCUGAAAUAUUAGGUCUAAAAUAGCCCAGUAAUUUGUAGUUUGGGAGCUUUUAUUUUGAUGCAGUGGGUUCAGGAAAUAAUAUCUGAAUCUAGCUGAUGGUGCAUUGUCCCUAGCACUGCUGCCUACCUGUGCUACCCAGAGGUGGUGUUGAGUCCAGUACUGCCUUGUGCUUACCUCCUGUACACAGGUGAUACUGAGUUCUGCUGUGCUGCCUACCAAGCGAGUCUGUGGAUAGAAAGCAUUUGUUUCUGGAAGUCUCCCUCAAGAACCUUUUCUUAAAAAUUAUAAUUAAAACGUAAUUUAUGUUGUCCAGUGAGAUUUGAACUGCACAGUAUGUUGUACCAACUGAACUUAAGAUACACUGGAGUAAGUUUGCUAAUAUAGCAAGGACAUUCUUUAGUCAAGAUUAAUGGCUCCUGUUACUUCAUACAACAAAUUUAAUCAAUCUUUGUUUCCCCACAACCUUCCCCCCCACCUUGCAUUAAAAACAACUUAAAAAUAAGUUCCUGAGGAUGAAAAGUCUUAAGUGAGCAAAGCAUUGGGUUGCCAAAAUGUUUGAGUCAGCUUGGAGAAUUGAAUUUAAUUACAUUCAAGUAUUAACUAGCCCUGCAAUCUAUGAACUUUAAUCUCCUCUUCCUCAUUUAUAAUCUGCCAAUACUUUUCUAGCUCAGCUGUCUGGACUGUUUUCAUCCCAGGUUCCAUUCACUGGGUCAAAGGACCCUGUUUUUAAAUAAAGAAAAUAUGAUUUUGUUCUGUACAAGGUUGGGAGGUGCAGAUAAGGGAGUAUGUUCUGCCUGUGGGCAAGUACAUGAUCUCUUGUUUGCAAUUUCAUUUGCCUCUCCCUUGCUAUAGCAUUGUUGAGUCUGAUAGUUCACCACAGCAUUGAUUUGAAGUUGUCAGCCUUCGAAAAGUUGAUUUUUUUUUUUGCUUUAAAAGUAUUGGCAUUAUGAAUGCAGUCAUUUCUUUGUAGUCCUCUAAUCCUGUACGAUUCUGUGGAUUGGCUAUUUGGAUCAAAUUUAAAUGUGUGUGUGUUCUGUCUGAAGGCUGUUUGCUGUGUACCUUGGUGCUCAAGGCUUUCCACGUAACCAUUUGGGCUAAAAUACUUGUUGAUGGGAACUGCCAUCCAACAUCCUUACGUACCGGAUAUUCGUGCUUGAAAUAGAUAUGUGUAUAUCUUGCUGCUGUACAGAGACAAAUGAGUCAGCUGGCAACUGUCUGAGUCAGUUACAUUUUCAGAUCUUUCACCUGGAUGGAAAUGUGACCCAGACUAUUGGCUCAUCCAUAUCUUGGGGAAAGUCAGGCUUCUAGUCUGUCCUGCACUAAGGAUAACUGAGUCUUCCAAAAAGCUACUAGUUCAUCAAAUGACUUAACUACACGGGAACUGAGUGUUGUCUCUUCAGGUUUCUUCAGUGUGAGGUAGGGACUGGAGUUGAGCUCCUUCUCUGCCUUCAUCUACUGGUUCCAAUGUAUUUUGUUUCCAUGUACUUUAAGGGGCAUGCCAAUCUCUGCGGUGUGUGCCUCAAUGCUUGGGAUCAUGCACAGGAUGUGAGCCAGAGUGACAUUGGGCAGACUGGUGCUGAAGUGAGUGUUCAGGCAUGGUCCACACGUCCUGUACUGAAGGCUAAAUUUGAAGGCAGCGGAAACAGUGCAGAAACACUUGGGCACUUUUAUGGAAUGUGUGCUAUCUGCCCUCCAGCACAAGACCAAAACCACCAGUCUGUACAGAUCCAUAUAUCGGGAAAUUAAAAAAAACAACGCUCUGGUCACUUCCCACAAAAACCCUGCCACUUUGUAGUUCUGCAUCCCAUUGUUAUGACGACCACAAGAUAAGGAGUGAAUAUACCUUUUUAAAGUUGAAUAGAUUUGUCAGCAAUGAGGAAAUGUAACCCACGCACUGAUAUUAUUUGAGAAAUCGUCAGAAAUCAUUUGUUAGUUGUGGGUGCCUUCUGCCCAUUGCAGGCUGCAAGACACAGGAGCUGUUGGGCUAAUGCACUGCCGAGAGUAAAGGACUGGCAUCUGGUCUCUGGGAUAGCCCAGAUAAAACUGAAGAUUUCAUCUGUGGUUUGUACCAUCUCUACCAUUCUGUCCUUUGCUGUCACCUACAGCUGUACUGGGGAUCUGUCACCCACAUCCAAGACUGGAGGUUUUUCAUUGCACCACACAGACUGAGAAGUUCCAUGUGUUAGUACGUUGUGCUUACAAGUUCAGAUUCUGAUCAGCUCAUGUUGCUUUUAGGCCCUUACUGAAAGAUGCUUGCCCAUUAUUGACCCACAAUGUAUGUACACAACACAAGUGACAGUUUUUCUCAUGUUAAGACAGUUAGCUCAAAGGAGUAAAUAACGCAUGGAAUUGAAACCCAGUUGGGGUUAGGUUGGAGCCACAAUCUUGUCCAGUUUACAAUGAAGCUGGACGCAAGCUCACACCAUAUUCAGAAGUGGUCAAUGUGACAUGAAAUACAGAACAUAAAAUAGUUCCUUCCUUCACACUUAUCCCUCUUUUUCCUCACUAUCUUUAAAUUUGUCAUUUACCUCGCUUCACACUAGUUUACUGGGGGGAAAAUGAGAGCUACUGGGGGGGAAAAAGGGUAUUGGGUGAAUUGGAUAGGCUGAGUAAUGAGGUGUGGUCACAUGCAUCACUGAGUUCCAAACCUACUAUAAAACAAGACUACUGAGGUAAAUAAAGAGUAGGAGCCCUCAUUCGCGAUUCAAAUUAUACCCCUUGUUUCUUUGGGUUACGUGUGUCACUGCUGCAUUGUAGCUUUCUUUGCUCUUUGUAUCAAUUCUGGUUAAACUUCCACUAAAGUAAUUCAAAAAUAUUAAAGUGUCUUAUUACAAAUACGUCGGGGAUAAUCUUUAGGUGAUAAAUCAUUGAGUCCACUUUUUACUGCCACAUCAAAGAUUUAUUUCUGGUAAAUUGUCUCAGAGCAAAUAGUAUAAUAUCUUGUCUGUCAUGUUGUGUAUAAGGACUAGGCCGGCAGGGUAGAUCUCACACAGUGUAGGGUAGUCUGGUUAAUCUUAUCCUGCCUGCUGUAUAACCAGCCUUGUCCCUCUCCAUAUCAUGGAUACUUUCUGCUAUUUCCCAACCCAGCCUAUUAUGUGUGUGUGCAGCUCCAGACCAGCUUCACCACCAAGCUGCUAAAUAAGGGUAAUGUUUGUUUUACAAGCAGGCUUCUUUUGAUAACAAAAUGACAUAAGGACAAGAAGCAGUGAGACUCAUUGGCUUCAGAAGAAUCGGAAUAUCAGGGAAUUAGUCCAUUGAAGCUCAUUUUUCACAUUGGACCAAACCACAAAAACCUGGUAGUUAUGGGUCAAUAUGUGGGAGUGUUGUCCUUUUGGAGGUUCCACCCUUGUGAUCAGAUGUAAAUCCAUCUUUCUGUUGUGUGAAGUGAAAACAUCUCCCAUCACUAGAGGGAUAGAGCAUGUUCUGCAGUAUUUUGACAUUAUCUAUCCCCCCACCGACAUUGAUAAAUCAACAACUUGAUCAUUAUCACUUUGCUGUGGGCAGGAGCCAACUGCGUGCAAAUUGGCUGCUUUGAUGCAAUGUACUUCCCGUGUCAAUGAUUUCACCCCAUAUGUAUUGCAUUGAUUGUAAUGCACGCUAGGCUACUGAUUUGCUGCUGGCAGUUAUCUCUCUCUCUUCUGCCUUUCUCAUCUGUCACUUUGUUUUCAGACUGAACAACCCGUGUAUCCUCUUGUGUAGAUUACAGCCUGUGGAGGUUAAGCCUCAUGCCCUUUAGAUGGCCCUUCUGCAGGGACUUGAACGGGUUUCUAGCUACAUUGCAUCCUGACACUGUGCGCAGUGUAGCAACUCCCAGUCAAACCAACCCCUGCUCUUUGGUAUCAGUAAGCUGACUUAAGCCGUUGCUGUUUUACUCUUGUACAUAAAAUUACACCCAGGUGAGUUCCGUUAAUAAGUACAAGGCAGUCAGAUAAUUUUGAAGAAUAUUCCCUGGAUUACCAGUGGGCUGAGUUACAGAAUAACAGAAACAGAACACAGAGCAGGUCAGUUGGUUCCUGAGAGAACAGUUAGGUGGUGCAGUCCCGUUAGUGACUAUAGCAAAACAUGAAACUGUUCUCAUUGUUAGGAUGUCGAUUGUUUGCAAGCAUUCCAGUCUUUGGGUUUUGUACGGUGCUGAGUGUCCCUAGUUUAGAAGCUGCAGUUACUAGCAGUUCCGACAUCUGACCUAUUGCUUAGCUGGGUUAUUUGGCACUGAUCCUGUCUCACUGUUACCAUUCUCCUGGAGUUGGUCUAUUCCAACGUGGGUCCAGUGCAGGGUAGUUAACUCUGGUUGGAUGCAUUCUGGGUGAUGUCAUCACAUGACCUCCAAUCCCACACUUUUCCCACCAACCCCAUUGGCUGCCUGUCACUUCCAUGCCUACAAGGCAUUGCUCUUUCCAAAGCCCAAGCAAAAAGCUUGCACAAUUUCUCUUACCUGACCUUGACCCCUUGAUGCUCAUCUGCAACAAUUAGUUCAAACCCCUUUGACAUUUUUUUUUGCUGGAGAUAAAGUUUAGAUAUUUAGUCUUGGUGAUACAAGGACAACUAUUUUUGACACUGAUCAACAUUUGGUGAUUCACUUCCCACCAUGGACUUUGGUUUCAUUUCAUCUCAUGCACUGAAUUCAUUUUUGACACUUUGAAAUCGUUGCACUCUGCUCUCCCCCUCCCUCUGUCCCUUCACAAUUAAAACUCCAGCCUCCUGGCUGGUGGUUCCUCUGCAUUUGACAGUUCCCCGAGUGUGAGCGCAGUCAAGACAGACCAUCCAGUCCUCCUCCGAGCAGUUGUACUGCCAGAGCUGUCAUCCUCAUUGCUCUACCUGACUUGUAAACAUUCCUCUAAACACCACCUCGAUAUGUGUGAGAACUAACUCGCCAAUCUGAGGCUGACUUGGUGAAAACCUUCCCUUUGUUUUGUAACAUUGAGAGUGAGGGAUGAGAUCUGGAUGGGUCUUGGAAUGCAUCGGAACGUGGGAACCCCGGGGGAUGGUUGGGUCAUUCUACAUACAAAACUGGAAGAUGCAGUUGCUCACUUGUCUCUGGAUAGCAUGGAGGCAAAAACACGUGGCAGUGUCAUAGUGUGCUGCCUCAGUUGCAUUCUUAAGUGAUGCCACGCUGCUGUUUAACAGCUGGAAGAGCUUGAAACCCACAUGGAGGUAACCCAGUGGUCAUGAACUGAUUAGUGCACUCUUAGCAAUGACGAUGUGUUGAUUCCGAAUCUUCUGCAGACCUGACGUGCCUGUUUAUCACAGGGUGCCUCAGGGAGGCAGAGACGAAGGCCAUGGAACAAUAUCCAAGCAAGUAGGGUUUGGUUCAAAGUUUCUCCAUUCAAUUACAGUGGCACAAAGUUUGCCAGAAUCACUGCUGAACCGUUUGUAGUUAUAUGCACCCUUCCCUCACUUUGGUAAACCCUUUUUUUAAGGUCAAUAUUUAUUAAAGAAAAAAUAUGCAGCGUUUAUUUAAAUAGUUACUCCUGCAAGCAGUAAAAGGCUGUAAUCAUUUGCAACUUGUAUUCACAUCCUUGCUAAUGAUUCAAGUGUCAAUGAAAAUCAUCUUG